AUGAAAGAAGACGAAGACGGAUGCACGGCGCUUCGCAUUGCGGUGGCCGGCGGCCACCGCCGGAUGGUGCAAGAGAUGGUGUACAGAAACAAGAACCUGGCCGCCAUUUUCAGCGGUAAAAUAAGUCAACGGGAAGCGGCCCUGCCGGUGGAAGAGGCUUCACGGAAGGGCGAUUCCGAACUGGUCAAGUUGCUGUACAUCGUCACUCCGCUGAGGUUGCUGUUCGACGAGAACGGCGGCAAGCACGGUGCCGGCGUGCUGAAGUUUUGCAUCCAACGUGGAAUGUUCGGUAAGUUUUGA
Molecule: messenger RNA, 300 nt
Organism: Linum tenue
Lineage: Eukaryota; Viridiplantae; Streptophyta; Magnoliopsida; Malpighiales; Linaceae
Source: the annotation of a GenBank genome assembly